AUGUGCUUCGUUGUUGACGUGACGUGUCGCCCACGGACUGGUGUUAGCUAUUGACAAGGGGGUGUUACGUCACGUGGUGACAGGUCGCGUGGUAGCACUGGGGACAAGUUUUUGGGGGUCAUUUUGCGUGUAUUGAAUUAUGUUGGGUUGAUGUGACAGGCUGCCAUUUCUUUGAAGAUCCCUAGCUAUGAGCUGCCCCGAAGACAAGGAGGACUGCGCACCCCCUGUGGCUAAACAGCCGCGUAUUGCAGAGACUGAGGACAAAGGGUGUCCAGAUGGAGCCGGUGACGUUCCCGUCAGCCAGGAGGCAGAGGCUGCUCAGGCAUUAUGGGAGAUGACAAACUGGAGAGAUGGAGCAGAACAGGGGCCAAAGGAAGCAGAGAGCCAAAAAUGUCCACUUAACGUGACUCCGCACCCUCCAGAGAGAAACGCUGAGGGGCACCAGGUGGCCCUUCCACGGCGCACUCCUGAAAGAGGAGACACGGGCGAGAGUGGCCGUGGAACGCCGCAUUCCCCCGAAGGAGGAGAAACGGGAGAAAAGAACGCAAAACAGAAUAAAGACUUUGACGAUGCUGAUGGAGCCCCACAGAAGACAGAUUCUGAGGAGGAGCUUGUGUUGUCUCCGCUCUCCACAGAUUCUGAGUUGGGUGACCCUCGCUCUUGUAGUGAGGGUGACGAAUGUUGUAUUGUCUCCGUCGGUACGCAGCCCACCGGCACCGAGCGCUCGUUGCAAGCCCUUGAGUCAGUUCAGCAGGAGCUGCGGUCGGUAAAUGAGCGUGCGGAUCGAGCGUUGCUGCAGCUCAAGAGAAGAUACGGUCAUCUCCGAAAACCACACAUACAGAAAAGGAACGCCAUCAUACGCACCAUUCCAGGCUUUUGGGUCACCGCUUUUCUUAAUCACCCUCAGCUGUCCGCCAUGAUUGAUGAUCGUGACGAGGAUACCUUGAGUUACAUGAAUAAUCUGCAGGUGGAGGAUUUUACACACCUGAAAUCUAGCUGCAAAAUCAAGUUCUACUUCAACCCUAACCCUUACUUUAAAAAUGAAGUGAUUGUCAAGGAGUUCCAGUACGGCACUGCGGGACGUCUGGUCUCUCGUUCUACUCCCAUUCGCUGGUGGCGAGGACAAAAUCCUGCUACAAACAGAGGAAAAUCCAGCAACUCGGCACCCAGCUUCUUCAGCUGGUUCUCUGAUCAUAGCUUCCCUGCAGCUGAUCGGAUAGCAGCGAUCAUUAAAGAGGAUCUCUGGCCGAACCCUCUGCAAUAUUACCUCAUUGGUGAAGGUGACAGUGAUGACAGUGCUGCACAGGACAGUGAUACAGACAAUGGCGAUGACUGUGUAGUAAUUGUCGAUGAUGAUGAAGAAGGGGAGGAAGAAGACGACAACGAAGAUGAUGAGGAAAAUGACAUACACGAGAUUUCAAGUAACACAGAAAAACAUAAUGAGGAUACUGAUGAGGAUGAUGAAGUUGAAGUGGAGGAAUCUGUACCCGAGGAUAUGGUGGAGUCAACCAUAGAAGAACAGGGAUCAGGAGACAUCUUACUGGAUCCCAAUGACUCUGAACAGUCCUGUGACGGUGAAGAGGACAAGGGGGAUGAUGAGGAUGGGUAGCUGAGGUUAGGAGAGGCAGGGAAGCCGUUCUACCCCACUUCUUAGGAAGCAAGGUGCACAUUGUGUACACGGGAAAGAGUGCUGCAGCAAGACAUAGGAACUAAGCACUUUCAGCUUCCAAGGUCCUUCAUGGGCCUACCCCACCCCACAAUCAAAGCAUCAGAGCCAACAUUUGUAUUUGCUUCUCUAGAUCACAUAGUGGGGAAGACAAGCAUGUGUUUCUGUUCCAGUGCAACCAACGUAGAAUUUGCACUGCCAACCUUGAUAGGAGAGUAGACAGGUCUGAAGCAGACUUCAAACUGGAUUUGUUAAGGCGCGCUAAAUGUAAUUAAGCUUAAAUAGUUUACAAAAAAAAGAGCAUAGGUUGAAUGCUAAAGGGAAUCUAUCGUAAAACGUUUUAUUAUAUAUGAUUUGUGUGUGUGAAUGUCGGAAAGGAAAGCAAUAGAUUGAUUGACACGCCAUCUCUAAGCAUAUGCAGUAGUGGUAGAAGAGUAUUACGAGCGCUAUAAGUGCCUAGUUUGUUCUCCAUCAAAAAACACUCCUGUUUUUACAA
Spea bombifrons (plains spadefoot toad) is the source of this 2162-nucleotide messenger RNA. Its product is annotated as protein SET-like. Gene Ontology annotation, cellular component: chromatin; nucleus. The transcript is spliced from 8 exons. Gene Ontology annotation, molecular function: histone binding; chromatin binding. The record is from RefSeq and is a predicted model, not a curated record. Lineage: Eukaryota; Metazoa; Chordata; Amphibia; Anura; Pelobatidae. The coding region runs from base 188 to 1609 and encodes 473 amino acids. Gene Ontology annotation, biological process: nucleosome assembly.